Molecule: messenger RNA, 1044 nt
Organism: Polistes dominula (European paper wasp)
Lineage: Eukaryota; Metazoa; Arthropoda; Insecta; Hymenoptera; Vespidae
Product: piggyBac transposable element-derived protein 4-like
Source: RefSeq, a predicted model, not a curated record
AUGUCCCGCAAUCGAUUUGAAGAACUGCUAUCAAACUUGCAUUUUGCUAACAAUGAAACGAUAGUACAAAAUAACAGACUUGGAAAAGUUUUACCACUUGUAGACAUAUUGAUGGUUAAUUAUCAGAAGGUUUUUUCACCAGGCAAAGACAUUAUUGUCGACGAGACAAUGGUUCCGUGGAGGGGACGACUAGUAUUUCGGCAGUAUAUUCAAACAAAGUCACAUAAGUACGGUGUAAAACUGUUCAAACUAUGCUCCACCAAAGGAUACACAUGGUCUUUAAAAAUAUAUUCUGGACGAGAUACCGGCGGAAAAAGAAAAGUUGGCAUAGCAGAGAGUGUCUGCACUGAACUUGCAGACAAAUUAUUGAAAGAAGGGCGUACUUUAUUUGUUGAUAAUUUUUACACUAGUUAUGAAUUAGCACUUAAAUUUUUAAAUUCUAAGACGCAUGUGGUUGGAACGAUACAGCGCAAUAAAAAAAAUAUGCCAAGUUGUGUAAUGUCGUAUCCGUUGAAAAAAGGUGAAAUGGUGGCACGAGAAGAUCCAAAUGGUAUUGUAGUACUAAAAUGGAGAGAUGUUCGCGAUGUCACAAUCUUAUCCACAAAAAAUCCUCCCAUCAUGACUCCAAGCUCGAAUUCUUCAUGGCGCGGGCGUCCUACGAAAAUGAAACCUUUAGCGAUAAGUGAGUACAAUAUUGGUAAAAGUGGCAUCGACAGAAGCGACCAGAUGGUGUCAUAUGCAACAAAUAUACGAAAAACCAUCAAGUGGUAUCGCAAAUUAGCAAUAUAUUUACUUUUAGGUACAACGAUAGUAAAUGCACAAUAUAGUACUCAAAAAAAGAAAACUGUCUCACCACUUGGAGAUCCGCAAAAAUCAGCAAGGGAAGCCUGUAAGAAAGAUGUGCGUACUUUGUUACAAAAAGAAAAGAAAAUGGUCGAACGCCAACAAGCAAGAAAAAACCUUAAAAAAACAACGUAUUGUUUGAAUUGCCUAAAAUCGCCACAGAUGUGCUUGGACUGUUUCAACGAAUUUCAUGCGACAUAG